Messenger RNA from Nanorana parkeri, 1310 nucleotides. RefSeq names its product aspartoacylase (gene ASPA). Bases 296 to 1234 code for a protein of 312 amino acids. The record is from RefSeq and is a predicted model, not a curated record. The transcript is spliced from 7 exons. NCBI's taxonomy places the organism in Eukaryota, Metazoa, Chordata, Amphibia, Anura, Dicroglossidae. Gene Ontology annotation, molecular function: hydrolase activity, acting on carbon-nitrogen (but not peptide) bonds, in linear amides; hydrolase activity, acting on ester bonds.
GUAUUUUUCGCAGUUUUUUUCGCUGUUUAGGAAGUGAAGCAAUAUUUGUAUUCUCUUUGUCUCCAGGUAUGUUUCCAGUUGCCCGGAUUCAAUCCCUUCCUUCCAAUUCGAGAAUUCAGCUGCAAACUUAAUUCAGCCAAAAAGUUUAUGUGUUGUGGCAACUGCGAGCUGGCUGGAUGUCUUGACAGAGUUGUAAAUACAAGCUUCGUCCUCAGUUCACUCAUGAUGUGCUUGUUACAGAUCUUCUCUCUCUGAGAAAACGCUUGGAUUAGCUCUCUGCGAGUGAGUUUCAGCCAUGGCUGUAAGCAGUGGUAUCUCUGCUAUACGUAGGGUGGCUAUAUUUGGAGGCACCCAUGGAAAUGAACUCACUGGAGUUUUUCUAGUUAAGCACUGGCUAAAGCAUGGAGGGGAGAUUACCAGAUCGGGUUUGGAGGUGAGACCCUUUAUUACCAACCCAAAAGCUGUGGAGAAAUGUGUUAGAUAUGUUGACACUGACCUGAACAGAGUUUUUGACAAUCAAAGUCUUAGUUUACAAAACAAAGUAAAAAUACCCUAUGAGAUAACACAGGCUCAGGAGAUCAACUCUAUAUUUGGUCCAAAAGGGAGUAAAGAUGCCUAUGAUGUUAUCCUGGACCUUCACAACACUACCUCUAAAAUGGGGGCGACGCUGAUCCUCGAGGAUUCCAAAGAUGAAUUCACAAUUCAGAUGUUCCAUUACAUUCAGAAAACUAUGGCUCCUGUACCUUGCUCUGUACUGCUCAUUGAACACCCGAAAAUAAAAUAUGCAACUACACGCUCCAUAGCAAAACAUCCUAUUGGCAUUGAAGUAGGACCACAACCUCAAGGUGUUGUUCGAGCAGAUAUUCUGGAGAAAAUGAGGGAAAUAGUAUUACAUGCUCUUGACUUCAUGCAACAGUUUAAUGAGGGUUCAGAAUUUCCAUCAUGUAGUAUUGAAGUGUUUAAAGUGAUAGAGAAGAGGGGCUACCCCAGGAAUGAAAAUGGUGAACUUGCUGCUAUUAUUCAUGAAAGUCUUCAGGACCAAGAUUGGAGAGCUCUGAACCCAGGGGAUCCUAUGUUUAUUACAAUGGAUGGGAAAGUCAUACCUUAUGAAGGAGAGCACACCGUGUAUCCAACAUUUGUGAAUGAAGCGGCAUACUUUGAGAAAAAUGAGGCCUUUGUCACAACACAGAAGCUUACAUUAUCUGCAAAAAGUGUUCGGUGUAAAUCUAUAUAAAAUAAUAUUAUUAAAGCCAUAUGCUCAGGUUGCUUACUUGUAUGUACAAUUUCUUAUCAUAGGCUGAUUGUAAUUU